Camelina sativa (false flax) is the source of this 1902-nucleotide messenger RNA. The record is from RefSeq and is a predicted model, not a curated record. Lineage: Eukaryota; Viridiplantae; Streptophyta; Magnoliopsida; Brassicales; Brassicaceae.
UCCAAUUUUUUACUACUUCUCUCUCUAUCUAUCUUACUCUGCCUAUAUCUCUCUCUGCUCUGUCGCUUCACUUUCUCAUCGCUUCGUACGAUUCAAUCAGCCAAGAAGAAUGGCAAAAGAGAGAGACCAAAACACUAAAGACAAAAACCUCCUCAUCUCUUUCUUAUGGAACUUCUCAGCUGAGCUCAAACUCGCUUUAAUGGCUUUACUCGUCCUCUGCACUCUCGCCACCCUCCUCCCUUUCAUCCCUUCUUCUUUCUCCAUCUCCGCCUCCGAACUCCGUUUCUGCAUCUCCGCCGUCAACUCCUCCACCUUAGAUAACGUCGUUACAAAACAGCCGUUAACUGAAAAAGACACGGAGUUAACUAACGGCGUUAUUAAACGGACGUUUACUGAUAACGUCGUUACAAAACAGCCGUUAACUGAAAAAGACACGGAGUUAACUAACGGCGUUAUUAAACGGACGUUUACUGGUUACGGCUGGGCGGCUUAUAACUUCGUGUUGAUGAACGCUUACAGAGGCGGCGUUAACACGUUCGCCGUUAUCGGUUUAUCAUCUAAACCGCUUCACGUCUACGCUCGUCCCACUUACCGAUGCGAAUGGGUUCCGUUUAACCAAUCCGAUAACCGGAUUUUAACCGACGGUACUAAAAUCUUAACCGAUUGGGGUUACGGUAGGGUUUACACAACCGUCGUCGUGAACUGUACUUUUCCAGAAACCACCGUGAUAAACCCUAGAAACGCCGGUGGUACUCUUCUCCUCCACGCAACCACCGGAGACACAGAUCGGAACAUCACCGAUUCAAUCCCCGUCCUCGUCGAAGCUCCGAACGCCGUCGAUCUCGCUCUCUACGACUCGAACCGUAAAGCAAAGUACGAUUACCUCUACUGCGGCUCGUCUCUGUACGGGAACUUAAGCCCGCAGCGAAUCAGAGAAUGGGUCGCUUACCAUGUUCGUUUCUUCGGGGAAAGAUCUCAUUUUGUGCUUCACGACGCCGGUGGGAUCUCAGAGGAAGUGUUUGAGGUGUUGAAGCCAUGGAUUGGGUUAGGGAGAGUGACGGUACAUGAUAUAAGAGAGCAAGAACGGUUCGAUGGGUAUUAUCAUAACCAGUUCAUGGUUGUGAAUGAUUGUUUGCAUAGGUAUAGGUUCAUGGCGAAGUGGGUGUUUUUUUUCGAUGUUGAUGAGUUUGUUUAUGUUCCGGCCAAAGAGACGAUCUCGUCGGUGAUGGAAUCUUUGAAAGGAUAUUCUCAGUUUACUAUUGAACAGAUGCCUAUGAGUAGUCAGCUUUGUUACGACGGUGAUGGUCCGGCCAGAACUUACAGGAAAUGGGGGUUUGAGAAAUUGGCGUAUAGAGAUGUGAAGAAAGUACCAAGACGGGAUAGGAAAUACGCGGUUCAGCCGCGUAAUGUAUUUGCGACUGGAGUUCACAUGUCUCAGAAUCUACAAGGGAAGACAUACCACAGAGCGGAAAAGCAAAUCCGGUAUUUUCACUACCAUGGCUCGAUCUCGCAGCGACGUGAGCCUUGCCGUCAUCUUUAUAACGGUACCCGCAUUGUUCAUGAUAACAAUCCUUACGUUCUUGAUACCACAAUGCGCGAUAUUGGCCUUGCGGUCAAGACGUUUGAGAUCAGGACGAUUGGAGAUCGCUUGCUUAGGACAAGGCAAUGAAUACAAAGAGAAGAUAUGUUUUCAUUAUAUGCAUUGUAACGUAAAUCUUGAGAAUAUAUUUAGGCGAAUGUAACAUUUUUUAUGACUUUUCUUUUCUUUUUCUUUUAGUAUAUUCUUUUAUUGUAUUAUAAAAUGGGUUCAUAGAAUCAUAGAGUUCAUCAUUUACAGCUCAGACUCUUGGUAUAUAAGCAUCUCUUUUGAUGGGCUUAAUAUAGUAUUUUUGGUUAUUUGUA